CUUCCGUCCGUUUGGCGUUACGUGCGCGUCUCGCAGGUGCUGAAGGACAGCAGCCUCAGCAUCACACGGCUUCACCGCUGCGAGACUCGGGGCUGGCGUCAGGAAAGAACUCAGCGCACGGAAGGAAGAUGGUAGCGAAGCAGAGGAUUCGAAUGGCAAACGAAAAGCACAGUAAAAACAUCACACAGAGGGGGAACGUAGCCAAGACCCUGCGACCACAGGAAGAGAAAUACCCAGUUGGACCAUGGCUAUUGGCUCUCUUUGUUUUUGUUGUAUGUGGAUCAGCCAUCUUUCAAAUUAUCCAGAGCAUUCGGAUGGGCAUGUAAGAAUCUUCACUUUUCUGGGGGCUCCUUUCCUCUUUGAAAUUUCAGACACACGUAGGGAGUGGCAUUCUUAAGAGACAGAAAUGAAAGAAGUGGAAAGGAGGGAACGCAAACAUUUUCUGUGGAUUCUGCCAGCAUAUUCACUUCUACAUGCCUAGACGAGUGGAAUACCCAUGGCAUUAGAGAUGCUUGGCUCUUUUUUUUUUUUUUUUAAACUGACGCUGUGGAUUAACCAAAAUGAUUGGCUCUAACAGUGGGGUCUGUGUUUCAUUUUUAUUCACAUGACUAAUGUAUUGUGAAUCUAUGUGAGUGCUCAGUCUCAUGUAUUGAUAUUCAUUUGUAAGAUACAGUAUGUAUGUUUGAUAUAGAGCAAUAGUAAAUUUUGCAAAUAAAAUUUUAUCUGUUUA
Erpetoichthys calabaricus (reedfish) is the source of this 730-nucleotide messenger RNA. It is a transcript of the gene serp2, whose product is annotated as stress-associated endoplasmic reticulum protein family member 2. Gene Ontology annotation, cellular component: endoplasmic reticulum. Gene Ontology annotation, biological process: endoplasmic reticulum unfolded protein response. Lineage: Eukaryota; Metazoa; Chordata; Cladistia; Polypteriformes; Polypteridae. The record is from RefSeq and is a predicted model, not a curated record. The transcript is spliced from 3 exons. The coding region runs from base 129 to 326 and encodes 65 amino acids.